This is a messenger RNA of Aspergillus pseudotamarii, 628 nucleotides long. RefSeq lists its product as uncharacterized. Bases 105 to 557 code for a protein of 150 amino acids. NCBI's taxonomy places the organism in Eukaryota, Fungi, Ascomycota, Eurotiomycetes, Eurotiales, Aspergillaceae. The record is from RefSeq and is a predicted model, not a curated record. The transcript has a single exon.
UUGCUAGCGAACAACAGUUACUGUAGCAAACAACAGCUGCGGGCGAAGGAAGAAAGAUUCUGAAUGACACGACUUCCUUAGUUUGUCACAUCAGACAAGAGAAAAUGUACUGUGCGUUUAUCGACCGUAUGAGUUACAACAAGGCAGAGAGAUACGCGGUUGCCAGAAAGGGAAAGUUGAUGCCACAUGGCCGGUCUGCGAGAGACCAGGAACAGGAGUUUCCUAAUUCCCUGAGAUCUACGGUGCCAGAGCGGGAGUUCCAUGUUCUUCCAUGGACAUCUCCCGUGGUUGACAUCUGUCGCGGAAUUGUGCAAAUUAAUAAGCCAAGUACAUCGGUGCAUAACUUAGUACUGCUCACUAUGUAUUUAUGUAUUGUACGACUAAAAUUUACGGCCACCCUCAUUUACAAGCGGGUAGCGCUCUAUAACUUCCAGAAUAAAGUCUUGGCAGUGGGGCUAGAAAACAAUUGUCAUGUGUUUGAAGGUCAGAGGAAUUUCGAGACGGACUGUAGAGCAGAUUACUGUAAAGUUCUCGGUUCUCCUAGACCCUCUUUUUAGAAACGGGAUUUGAAAAUAUGGAAUAGUUAGAGAUAGAAUACAUCCGACAAUUGAGAUGCACUAGAUAGAAA